Messenger RNA from Nicotiana tabacum (common tobacco), 783 nucleotides. NCBI's taxonomy places the organism in Eukaryota, Viridiplantae, Streptophyta, Magnoliopsida, Solanales, Solanaceae. The record is from RefSeq and is a predicted model, not a curated record.
CUGAAACCUUUCAAUACACCUGCAGAAUACAAACUUUCUCAAAGACAACCUUUGAGUGCAUUCUGUUCAAAAAUUCUCUUCUCUAUUUUUCUUAAAAGAAACAAAUCCUAAGAGAGUCAUCAUCAGUAUAGUCAUGGCUCUCUCACGUAGUCCUAUGAUCUUUCUCUCCCUUUUACUUACGUUUGUAGCUCUCACUGCUGCUCAAUCUCCUAUGAUGUCCCCCACAAUGCCACCAUCUACCAUGUCAAUGCCACCAAUGACCACCACUCCUCCACCUAUGGCCACCAUGUCACCACCACCAAUGGCCACCAUGUCACCACCACCAAUGGCACCGCCAAUGAGCCCAAUGGCACCAUCAAUGAGCCCAAUGGCACCAUCAAUGAGCCCAAUGGACUCACCACCGGCUCCUAUGGCACCCGGAAUGGCACCCAUGGGACCAGGGCCAGCACCGGGACCUAUGAAUGGCGGAAUGGCUCCUCCUCCUCCGUCUAAUGGUUUUGUUCAUGGAAGUAGCAUGGCUAUGGUAGCAAUUCUUGGGAGUGUAGCACUUUUGUUUUAAAUUUAAUUUGCUUUCAUAUUGUUGUAGAUUAAAAAUAAUUUACUUAUUUGUGUAUUUAUUUUGUUAAGCUCAUUGUAUUGUUGAUUUUGUGUGGAAGAGUGAGGAAUUUGAGGACGUUUGGUUGGAGAUUUAUCAAAUGUUACAUGCUCUAUUGUGUAACAUUUUGAACAUUAGCUUAAUAAGACACUAUUCUCUCUUUCUUUCAAUUUAAAUUUCUACUUCAA